UGUGGCUGCCAAACAUGGCGGACCAAAACAAGACAGACACCGAAGCGAAGUUCUUCAGUGAAAUAUUAAGUCCAUCUGAGCUGUUUGCAGCCCGGUCCAGGAGCCACAAGAUCCCCGUCAGAGGACAGAAGGAUUUCUUUCCCAAUGACUCAGACGAGCAAAGACAGCGGCUUGAGCAGACUCUGAAUGAGCACUGGAGCCUCAUCUCAGAGGAGAGAGCGGAGAAGCUAGGAAACCUGGUGAAGGCCACAUGGAUUCCAAGUGAGCAGAGAGUGGAGCUUCAGUCUCCAGCUGGAAAGUUUUGGCAGACGAUGGGCUUCUCUGCCAACGGCAAGCAGCACCUCCUCCCUGAAGAGGCUCUUUACCUGAUGGAGUGUGGGAACCUGCAGGUGUUUUACCGCGACCUGCCGCUGUCCAUCCAGGACGGAUAUGAGAAGUUUCUGUCCUCGAGCACAGUAAGCCUCCAGCAGUAUCAGGUGUUUGGGCAUUUGAAGAGGCUUGGCUAUGUGGUGCACAGAUUCGAUCCCAGCUCAGAGCCUUCGUCCUAUGAGAGGCAGCUGAACCUGCCUCAGUCGCAUGACAGAGCGGGGAGACCAGUGAAGAGGAAGCGCAGCGUCAGCCCCACAGCAGCAUCCAGUUGUUCUGGAGUAAAAGAAGCAUCCACAGCGGACAGAAUGGAGGAGGAUAAAAGCGGCCGUGAAGGUGAGGGUGAUAAAAAACCUCCUGAGUCACACCUGACGUCGUCUCAGGGGACCUCAGGGACCCGGACCACCGCUGCGGCUUCAGCAGAUGAAGGCGGGGGCAGGACGUGGUGGAUGACCGAUGUUCUCCAGGACCGAGCAGAUCACCAGCCUGCCUCUGGUUGCUCACGCUGGCACUUCAGCUCCAUCCCCUUCCCCGACCUGGGCUCCGGGGAGAGCCCCCCCAGCUGCCUGCACCCUCCAGACCCCUCCCUGCUCCCCGGGUCUCUGGCUGUGGGAGUCUGUGACGUUGCCCCCUGGAGGCAGAGGAUAAACCUGCGGAAGGUGAAGAUGUCCCCAAAGGAGCAGAUGAGGGAAGAGGAGCAGCGCAGGCGGCGGUGGGACAUCAACAGAGACAGAGAGGUUCGGCGGUGCAGAAACUGGGCGGAGUAUCGGGAGCUCCUGGCGAGGCGGCAGGGGAGGAGCAAAGGCCGACCAGCACACUUGUGGAACGGGGAAGUCACACCUUUGCACGACCCAAGACAACCAAUCCCCACCGGGGAGCUGCUGGAUAAAAUCAGUGUGAUUAAAUCUACAAAUUUGCUGGAGGGAGCGUCCAGGAUAAAAGCUUCAGACGAGUGGAGGAUUUGUUUCAAUGUUUACCAGCCGGACACGGUGGCCGACUUCAAGAAGCGUGACCCGGGGAAACCUUACUCCCGCAUGUGUGUGUGCAGCUUCGACGGCCCUGUGCCCGACCUGCGAGCCCUCAAGCUGCUGGCCUUCCAGAGCGGAGACGUCCCGGUGGUCUUUGCUGUGGUGGACCACGGGGACAUCUCCUUCUACACCUUCAAAGACUUCCACCUGCCCAGGGAUGUGUACCCCUAAGGACCCCCGCUGCUCUGUAACAUCACUGUACCAACACGUAUCCUGGACUUUGAAAUGGCUCUGCAUCUGUCGGGUCGGCUGGACUUCCAGGGAUAAACAAAUAAAACCAGUCCUUGAUGUUACAGAUGAGAAGAAAAUGAGUCUGGCCUGUUAUUUACAAUGGGGGGGUGGUUUUAGUGCCACAGCUGGAAACCUUUAAAUUCUACACACAGCAGCUUUAAUGCACCAGUGACAAACAGUGUGUUUGUGUUUGCUUUUAGAGGUGAAGAUGUUUAUCCCUGUUCAUGUUAGGGACCAAUAAGAGCGACUUAUAACUAUGACACUGUUACUUUAUUCUGAGUGGGAAAUAUGUCUACAAACAUAUGUGCUCACGUAAAGCCGAAAAGAUGCUAACAGAAGCAUCAGCUGCUCCAUCUUAACACUGUUUUAAGAUGAUUUCAGUCUUUCACUGAUGUUUAAAGAUUCACUCAAAGACUCAACACUCACCACAUCAGCUGAGUUUCAAAGCAUCAGCAGCGAGGAGGAAAAUGUUUUGGGAUUUG
Molecule: messenger RNA, 2107 nt
Organism: Chelmon rostratus (copperband butterflyfish)
Lineage: Eukaryota; Metazoa; Chordata; Actinopteri; Chaetodontiformes; Chaetodontidae
Gene: tsen54
Product: TSEN54 tRNA splicing endonuclease subunit
Exons: 12
Coding region: 15-1565 (516 amino acids)
Biological process (GO): tRNA-type intron splice site recognition and cleavage
Cellular component (GO): tRNA-intron endonuclease complex
Source: RefSeq, a predicted model, not a curated record